AUGAAUAACAGCAAUUCGCCGAUCUCUUACAGGAACGUAUCAAGGAAGAGUGCUAUAAUCAUGUUUUCUGUCAGCAUAGUCGUCAGUUUCCUUGUUGUCGCCUCAAACCUCGCUACCAUUCUGACAUUUCUCGUCAACAGACAUCUUCGUCGUCGUAGUGUGUACUGCCUGAUACACUUGGCAGUGGUUGACAUGAUGCAUGGUGUGUUGAGAAUGGCAUUUGAAUCAUGUGUCUAUGACUUUUACUUUGGAUCAAAGCUAUUUUGCUCUGUUUUUUCACUUAAUAUUGUACUUGCUAUACAUGACUUGACUUUUGCUAUGUGUCUAUUUUCUUUGGUUCUUAUUUCUCUAGAACGUACGUAUGCAACUUUUUCCCCAUUCAAAUAUCGAACACUACGCUUGAAGAGUUAUAUUAUGUUGUGCACUUCAGCAUGGUUGCUUUCAGCAUUGAUCAUCGGUCCUUUCAUAAAAACUAAGACUUUACCAAACUAUGGCUCUAUCUUUAUAACUAUUUUAAUAACAAUAUCGUUUAUCUGUCUCAUUGUUAUGUGUACCUCGUACAAAGCCAUACUUCACAAUAUCAAACUCCAGUCCAAGCGACUAAAUACAAGUCAACAUAAAACAUCCAUAACAAGAAGACCGAAUUGUGAACAGCAUCUUGCAGUGACCCUAGUAAUCGUAACACUGUUAUUUGUAAUAACAUGGCUGCCAUGGAUUGUCACAGUUACUAUCGUAUUGUGUUGCACAAAAGAGAUAUCUUUUAUCGAGUAUAGAGUGAUUCUCAUAAUACAGCUGACGAACUCACUAAUCAACCCAAUAGUCUAUGUUACUAGAAUGAGAGAUUUUAGAGAAGCGAUGGCAAAACUGAUCUUUAGAUGUUCACUUGAUUUACAUCGUCCUCGGGAAGUUGUUCAAUAUCAUAAGAAUGGCAGGGGAAAUGAGGCUGUCGUACAACUCAGUUUUAGAUGA
This is a messenger RNA of Actinia tenebrosa (Australian red waratah sea anemone), 969 nucleotides long. RefSeq names its product histamine H2 receptor-like. The record is from RefSeq and is a predicted model, not a curated record. Lineage: Eukaryota; Metazoa; Cnidaria; Anthozoa; Actiniaria; Actiniidae.